UCGACAGGCGGAAGUGUGUACCUGUAGUAACAGUCGGUAACUGGUCGGUAACAGUGUAACAGUGGUGGUAAACACAGAAGAGGUAACGGUGUAGAAUUUGCGUUCAUGGAGAGAGAAUUAGACAACGUUGAAGGCGUUGCUUGCGUAUGAUUUAUAAGUAUUGUUCGUUUCUAUUUAGCGAUUUCGUGAUUAAAGACUGAGACAUGUCUUACAAAAGGGACGGUGACGAUCUUAGCUUGCUACGGAGGCUGAAGGCUCCUUCCUUGAGGGUUGGAUGGGCGUUCUUGCUUCAGCUUUAAGGGUGGCCCUGGAACUUGUCCCUGCAAGGCUGUCCAUGGUUUCCAGGGAUCCUUCCAGUCACACCACCAUAGCUGUAUCACACUGAGCUGCUGCUGCGUUGCUGUUGCCCUUCAUAUGAGCAUCAUCGAGUGUGUGAGCUGCUCUCCAAUCACAUACCAGAUGAUGAAGCUAUGUUACUGAAGAAUGGAAGGUUGACAUGCAUGAUAUGUAGUCAUCGACCCAUCUUCGACACACUCAGUAUGCUUGCCAUUCAUCGCAAGGGCAAGAAGCAUAUCAGCGAGCUCAGCAAGUUCUUGGUCCACAAGAGGGAGGCAGACACUAGGAAACUGAAGGCUGAACAUAGGAGAUACCUCCACUCAGGACUGGCAGUUAAAUCAAUGAGUCAUGCACCUUUGCCUGGACAGGUGCAAGGAAACAAGCUGUUUGUCACACAGGUCACUCACAGUGGCGGUAGCAAGCUCAAAUUUGGACUGCAGCAGCGGAAAAUGAUACUGGACAUUCAGAAUGUAUCGAAGGAAGCGGAACUUUCUGGAGUAGUAACAAAGAAUGCUGUGCUUCCUUCUGCAUCAGCACAAGUCCGUCAAUAUCUGAAGGGGCUUUGGAAGAAAAAGCCUCUUGAAAAAACUGUGGAGAAACAUCGAGAAAAUUAUGGUGAAGGUUGGACAAAGCCCCUGAGCAUUGCACAUAAUAAUAGUGUGACAGACUGUGCAGAAUCGAAGGUGGAAAACCCAGCAGCAGCAGCCAGAUCAUGGAGUGACGAAGACAUUGCUAAGAAGAAGAAGGCAGACCAUGACCUGAAAUUAAGAAUGAAUGGCUGGAUCAAGAAUGCGGAUGGAAUGUGGGUGCAGGACCCAGAUGUGGAGUUUGACAGUGAUGAACAUGAAGCGACCAUAUCGCCUGACUGAUGAUAACCAUGUUCUCAAAAGAACUUUGCCUCAGAAAUAAUGUGUCUGGUAUUUUCAAUGAGCUCUUUUUAAGAAUAACAUUUUUCAUAAGGAAGUUUCAAAACUUUCCAAUUAAGAACUGUUGACACAGCUGUCAUCUUGAUUUUAUUUCAGCAUAUAUGACUUUUAGUGGGUGUGAUGCUAAUGUAUCGAGUGACAAUGAAUUGAAGAACAGUGACAGCCAUUUUCUGUAACUGCACUCUGAUGUGAGUAUGUAACAUUGAAGAAAUGAUAGCAAGAGAAAAGGAAUUAUUCCAGAAGUAGGGAGAAGGGAAAAGAAUAUGGAGGAAAUAAUAGGAGUACAUUAUUCUUUGUAUAUAUAUCUCAGAUAUUUUUGGUGUUUUAUUUUCUUCUAACAGCACCAUUGAAGUUCCCUUAACCCUAGGUAGCCCUUUAUGUUGAGCCAGUUGCAUUGAUUUCCAAGAAUAUAAGCUACUUACCACUCAAGAACCUUGAUAGUAUUCAAAUCAAUUAGUUUGAGUGUAAAGAAAAUUAUGUUUAACACCCAUAUGUAUAUACUGACAAGUAUGCCAUAUGAGGUUGCCAGGUAAUAGUUGGUGCCUGAUGGUGGGAAAUGUAUAAUGUCACAUGUCAGCAGUGACUUAGAUGCAGGUUUGGAUUGGUGAAUAGGUUUAUUGACCACUUACAGGUCAUAACUACAAAUAAUUACUACACUAUUGCUGAUUUCUACACUGCAGAUCACUCAACACUGAGUCUUCUCAGUUUAUUUCCACUAGUCUUUACUUAGUAACAGCUCUCCACAGUAGCUAUUUCUCUGCCAUGUCUUCACCACACAUCUGGUAAUGAAUCUUAGCAAUGGAGAUUAUUCUGCUUCCAUUGCCCACUGGUUAACGCUCCACCGAUGAACCCUCAACUGACUCCUGUAGCAUCAGUUUUCUUCAAGAUAACUCCUUGAGAUUGACCUCGUAGAAAAAACAGCCUCUAUUGUUAUAGAGGCAUAUUUACCUCAUCAUUGCAAACAGUCAUGGUGCAGACCACAAAGAAAACGCCAUUCUGCACUGGGUGAAUGUUGGAGACAUUACCUAGCUACAGCCAAUGUUUACAGAGUCACUGCUUAGCAGUGGGUCUAUAUGUCACAGUAAGGUAGAUGGAACAAGUACCACCACCAGUUCAAAUAACUUUUCUUAGCUGCAGAACAGUUUGCCACAAAUGUCCAAAUAUUGAGAUUUCAAAAGCUACAACUAGAGAGAUAUGUGGACAUGCAGUUUUUUUUAAUUUGAACUUCACUGUAUGGUUUUCAGUAUUGAGUAUCUAUUCAGUUUUAAUGUGUAAAACGUUAGAUGGUGAACUACGAGUAUACUACGUACAGUGCACUCCCAACAGUGUAAGGAUGAGCUUGAUGACCAAGUAUUAUAGGGGACUUUCCUAGACAGCCUGACUGUUAAAAUUACGCAGAAAAUUUCCAGAAAAUCAUCCGUUUAUGUGUUUCCCUUUUUAGUCAUACCAAAGAUUCUAUGUACAAGAAGACUUUGCAAACCCUGCCUUUGCAUAUUUUCCCUUCUACAAGAUCAUUGGAAGAAUCCAGUUGCACUCUUUUACUUGAAUUGCUGCAGACAACACUGUUGCAACAAAUGUGCUUGCUCAAAAAGUCCAAACCCUGCUCUCUUCAAAGAGGAGAACCCACUUCAAAAAACAAAUUGUCUAGGAAUAAAAAAAAAAAUUGGUCAUGGGUUCCAACGUGGCCUGAAACAAGAACACUUUAGUGGCAAGGGCUAGCAGCAAUUUACUGAUGCUCAAGAUGGUGGCUAGUAGUUGGUUGCGGCUUGCAGAAACUCGAGAUUUUGAAGAAUUAAUUACUGAACAGUUUGCUAGCAGUGGCCAUCUCCAUGGAGCUUCUCUGACUUUUAGAUGUCAUGUCUUAUAUAUGUUUAUCGUAACAGCUGACUUCUGAUUCCACACUCUUAGUGGGAAUACACCGACAACAGGGUGAUCUUAUAAGCCUCCUUUUAUUUUAUUAAAAUAAGUAAGGUAAAAAUGAAGGCAGAUGAAAUCUCUGAAAGAAUAAAAUUAAUGAGGACAACAGAACGAACAGAAAGGAGUUUAUCAGGGGUUUUGAAUUUAUGAAUAUAUGGUUUUGUAUUCAGGAAUGUAAUGAGUUGUUUGAAGAAAGACUUUUUUAACUA
This is a messenger RNA of Cryptotermes secundus, 3388 nucleotides long. Its product is annotated as sodium channel modifier 1. The transcript has 7 exons. The record is from RefSeq and is a predicted model, not a curated record. The coding region runs from base 471 to 1205 and encodes 244 amino acids. NCBI's taxonomy places the organism in Eukaryota, Metazoa, Arthropoda, Insecta, Blattodea, Kalotermitidae. Gene Ontology annotation, cellular component: nucleus. Gene Ontology annotation, biological process: RNA splicing.